Eremothecium sinecaudum is the source of this 1374-nucleotide messenger RNA. RefSeq names its product mRNA splicing protein SAD1 (gene SAD1). Bases 1 to 1374 code for a protein of 457 amino acids. Gene Ontology annotation, biological process: protein deubiquitination. The record is from RefSeq and is a predicted model, not a curated record. NCBI's taxonomy places the organism in Eukaryota, Fungi, Ascomycota, Saccharomycetes, Saccharomycetales, Saccharomycetaceae. The transcript has a single exon. Gene Ontology annotation, molecular function: cysteine-type deubiquitinase activity; zinc ion binding.
AUGAGUAAUGACAAACGACUUCUCGAUGAAGACGCAAACGAUAGUGAUGUGAAAAUAAAAAGGUCUAAUUUACUUUUAAAUUUCGAUACAAACUUGUUAGAGACCAUAGAUAAAAGAAGACUAGAUUUUGAAUCUGAAAAGAUCUGUUCUGUCACUCUUUCUAAAAUCAAUAUAUAUUGCUGCCUAGUAUGUGGGAAAUAUUUGAAUGGUAGAAAUCAGGGCUCUCCAGCUUUUGAUCACUCAGUUAAUAUUGGUCAUAGAGUAUUUAUGAAUACACGUACUCUAAGGACAUAUAUCUUACCGGAUAAUAGGGCAAUUGACUCAAUUUACUUAGAUCAAAUAAGGUAUUCACUUAGACCAACGUAUACUGAAGAAGAAAUAGCGACUUUUCCAGUGCAAUGUUUUGAUUUAUUUGAUAAUGCUUAUCUUAAUGGUUACGUCGGGCUAAAUAGCAUUUCGAACAAUGAUUAUGCUAAUGUGAUAUUUUUACUAAUAUCGCAUAUUAAACCGUUAAGGAACUCAUUCUUAAUAGAUGAUUCGCUAUUAGAAGCUGAAGAUGAAUUCCUACAGAAAUUAACACUACUAGUAAGAAAGUUGUGGUCCCCAAAACUGUUUAGGAAGUUUAUUUCUGCUCAUGAAUUGUUGCAGUUCAUUUCUAAUAUACCUAAUAUAAAUUUCAAAGUUAACGACUUUAAUGACCCCAAAACGUUCUUGUUAUUUCUGAUUAACAGGAUUAUGAGGUCCUCUAGUAAGGAACUUAAGAAACGAGUUGUUGCUGAACUUCAAGGUAAAGUGGAGAUCUCAUCUACAGCAACAACAGAUAUCCAGAAUCAAUCGGAAGAAGUAAAGGAACAAACAACAUCUUCAACCAUUAAAUUUUGGAUCCUUAAGCUAGAGUUGCCUCCAGGGACAGUAUUUAAGAAUGGCAAAUCUGCUAAUACUUUGCCGCAAGUAAGACUAGAGGAACUUUUAUCGAAAUUUGACGGGAAAACCGAACAGCAUACUAAACAUAAUAUAACAACCAACAAAAUUGUAAAAUUUCCGAAGCAUUUGAUUUUACAUAUAGAUAGAUUUGGGCCAUCCAAUGCAUUUGAAGAUAGAAAUUUGACUGCGGUUGAAUUUGAACCUGUAAUGAAAAUACAUGGUUAUAGUUACCGCUUAAUGAUCAACAUUGUGCACGAUAAAACAAAGCCAAAGUUAGGUAAUGAUCAACUGAAGAUCAGCGCUACCAGUUAUUGGAAAGUUCAGGUUCGAAAUGAGGCUGACAACAAAUGGUAUGAAUUCGACGACAUUACUGUAAAGCCUAAGGAAGAAGAACUUCUCUUCUUAGGCGAAUCAUAUAUACAGGUUUGGGAAAAAAUGCCUUCCAGUUAA